AUGUUUGUGUUAAAUACUUGUGAGCACCGUAGUUUCUUCCUACGUGCUUUGUUGGGAAAGAUCACUGCUCUUGAAGAACAGUUGUCUGCUCAUCUGUCAAAGUGUACACCUUCUUCACCGUGUACACAACGAUCUAUAGGCUGUCAGAUAUCGCCAAAAUCGAAACCUUCAGUUACUCUGUCAUCAAGUCGAAAGCAUUCAGUCACUUUAUCGCCUGACAUGAAUGAUGUCUCUUCUUCUUCUUCUUCUUCAAGAAGUAGUGUCAGCAAAUCCUUUAAUGGCACAAUACAAUGGCUUCAAACAGCAUCCAAUUCAGUGGACAAGGAUACACCAAAAAUUUCUAACAAACUGGAGAUUAAUAAAUGUCAGGCUGUCAACUCGCUUUCCUCUCAAAGGUUUUAUUUUCUGCUAGAUAUCCCAACAGUGUGUCUGUGUUAA
Molecule: messenger RNA, 438 nt
Organism: Trichobilharzia regenti
Lineage: Eukaryota; Metazoa; Platyhelminthes; Trematoda; Strigeidida; Schistosomatidae
Source: the annotation of a GenBank genome assembly